ACCCUUCCCACCUCAGAGCCAUGGGGAGCCGGGGUCCUGGUGGGCUGCCCCUGGUGCAGGCCCCCUACACGGUUCUGCUGCUGCCACUGGAGACAAGCCGCCAAGACCCAGGGGCCCAGCGCUUCUUCCUCUGGCUGCAGAGGAUGCAGGCUCUGGAGCGGGAACAGGAUGCCCUGUGGCAGGGGCUGGAGCUGCUGGAGCAUAGCCAGGCCUGGUAUGAGGGCCGUCUGAGGGAGGCCCAGCAACAGCAGCUAUAUCUGGGGGCCCUUGGUGAGAAUUUUCCAACAGAUUUACACUCAGAGCCUGGUGGCCCCCAAUUAGUCCAGAUUCAAAAGGUGAACAUCUGUUUGCAGAAUCUGAUUCAGGGGAAGUUCUCCCCACAUCCCCUGAACAAAGCUAGUUCCUGCGCCACCCAGGACUGGAAGGGAAGGCCAAGGAAGCAGAACGUGUGGCAGCAACACGUAAGCAGUAGAGGAGUGGGGGGAGGGCGGAAACCCUGGCCCUCAGUGGGAGGGAGGGCACAGACACCCAGACUGUCUCCCUCCUCUUCUCCAGGUGGUGUCAAGGCAGCAGAAAGGAGUCACUAAGCCAAAGGGGGAGAUGGCUCAGCCAGGCUGCCCCAAUGGACGGAGGGGCCCUACCCGUGUCUAGUGUCUCCUCUGGUUCCCCUCAGUUGUGCUGGCAAGGCUGAGUGAGAACCCCCAGCCUCCUUAUUCUGCUUCUUGACUCAAUAGCUAAAUGGCUCCAGGUGGCGGAUCAACUGAAAUCCUGACAUCUUGCUGUGAAAUUUCUUCUCCACUCCUGAAAACUUCCAUUUCGUCUUUUUGGUAUCUUACGCUCUCACUCUUCCCUAUAUGAUGUGCAUAAGUGAUCUUUCUUUGAAAUCCCUCUGGGGAAAAGACAUGUUUAUUGGCACUGUCCUUUAACUUUAAAUACAAAAAUAAAAUAUAAGCAUCUCCAGAAUUUCAAAAAUAAAAUAGAA
Messenger RNA from Orcinus orca (killer whale), 982 nucleotides. RefSeq names its product suppressor APC domain containing 1 (gene SAPCD1). The record is from RefSeq and is a predicted model, not a curated record. Bases 21 to 587 code for a protein of 188 amino acids. The transcript has 4 exons. NCBI's taxonomy places the organism in Eukaryota, Metazoa, Chordata, Mammalia, Artiodactyla, Delphinidae.